Messenger RNA from Lepisosteus oculatus (spotted gar), 1475 nucleotides. The record is from RefSeq and is a predicted model, not a curated record. NCBI's taxonomy places the organism in Eukaryota, Metazoa, Chordata, Actinopteri, Semionotiformes, Lepisosteidae.
ACCGCACUAGGAGACGGGUCGUGUUCGCCUUUUUCCAAUCGGUAGAUGGCGCUGGGUUUUCACAAAGGUCACAACAGGGUUAAACCGGUGAGGAGGGGCCAGGGGAGACGGAGGCUCUCUGGCCUGUGCAGAGGCUCAGGGGGUAAAAGAACAACUCACAGACACUGCAGAACGCCAGGGGGCAAAGUGCGAAUUGCAUCAGCUCACCACGGGACCUUGCCCACCUCUGCCUCCUGGGCUCACUCGGACCGGAGCGCGCGCUGUCGGCGCCAGGGAGCCCCUCCACGGCUGGCCUGUUGGAAACCCAGCCCGCUGCAGACGGCAUGGUGCGGCGCGUCGCAGUGAUCGGAGCCGGGCCCUCGGGCCUGGUGUCCAUCAAGAGCUGCCUGGAGGAGGGGCUGGAGCCCGUCUGUUUCGAGAGCAGCGACGCCAUCGGGGGCAUGUGGCGAUUCAAGGAGAAGCCCGAGCCCGGCAGGGCCAGUAUCUACCGCUCCCUCGUCGUCAACACCUCGAAGGAGAUGAUGUGCUUCAGCGAUUUCCCCUUCCCCGCCCACUUCCCCAACUACAUGCAGAGCUCGCGCCUGUUGGAGUACUACUGCCUGUACGCCGAGCACUUCCAGCUGCUCCCUCACAUCCGCUUCCAGACCACCGUGCUCAGUGUGAAGCAGCGCCCGGAUUUCUCUCGCUCCGGCCAGUGGGAGGUGCUGACGGUGGACAGAGAGGGACAGGAGGAGAGCUUCGUCUUUGAUGGGGUGCUGGUCUGCACGGGACACUAUACUCAGCCAGCUCUGCCCCUCGGAGACUUUCCAGGCAUCGCGACGUUUGAGGGACAGCACUUUCAUGGCUGGGAGUACAAGGAUCCGGAUAAAUUCCGUGGGAAAAGGGUCAUGGUGGUGGGGAUGGGAAAUUCUGGAGGGGACAUCGCUGUGGAGAUGAGCAGAGUGGCUGAACAGACGUUCCUGAGCACCCGUAAGGGGGCCUGGGUCGUGAGCCGUGCUUCGGACAGAGGGAUGCCCCUGGACAUGACGAAGAUCUCACGGAUCGUUGGCUUCCUGACAGAAUGGCUGCCUGCCUGUCUGGUGAACUGGCUCUGGGAGAGAACGCUGAACCAGAAAUAUGACCACAGCAUGUAUGGGCUCCAGUCACAACAGAGGGUGUUAAAACAGAGGCCGCUGAUCAAUGACGACCUGCCCUGUCGGAUCCUCCUGGGGGCGCUCGUCAUGAAGCCCCACGUGCGCGAGUUCAGGGGCUCCAGCGUGGUGUUCGAGGACGGGACGGUGGAGGACGGGAUCGACGCUGUGGUCUUCUGCACGGGGGCUAAACAAGCUGCCCACAGAGGAGACGAUGCUGAAGGACAUCGAAUGUGAAACAAAGAGGAUGGAGAGGAGGUACACUGCGAAACUGGCCCCCCUCCAGGUGGACUACAUCCCCUACCUGGACAGCCUGGCCGCGCAGAUCGGGGCGCGGCCCAGCCU